AUGGCGAUGGUGGCAGGACUGUGGCAGAGGGCGAGAGACUAUAUGAAGACCAAGGAGUUCCGGGACUACGUGACCAGCACACACUUCUGGGGUCCCCUGGCCAACUGGGGCCUACCACUGGCCGCCAUUAAGGACAUGAACGCAUCGCCUACCAUAAUCAGUGGCCCUAUGACGACAGCACUCAUCUUCUACUCAAUGGCAUUCAUGCGUUUCGCCUACCGUGUACAGCCUCGAAACUUGCUGCUGCUGGCGUGCCAUAGCACCAACGUGGUGGUGCAGAGUGUGCAGGUGAGCCGCUACCUAAUUCACCAGUACGGCGGGGACGCCGUGGGGGCUGCUGCGGCCUCUGCGGCCGCCACCGCCGGUCUCACCAGCGACCCUAUGGCUGUUAGCAACUUUGAGGAUGAUGACUUCUGCUAG
This is a messenger RNA of Nyctereutes procyonoides (raccoon dog), 420 nucleotides long. RefSeq names its product mitochondrial pyruvate carrier 1 like (gene MPC1L). Gene Ontology annotation, biological process: pyruvate import into mitochondria. The transcript has a single exon. NCBI's taxonomy places the organism in Eukaryota, Metazoa, Chordata, Mammalia, Carnivora, Canidae. The record is from RefSeq and is a predicted model, not a curated record. Gene Ontology annotation, cellular component: mitochondrial inner membrane. The coding region runs from base 1 to 420 and encodes 139 amino acids.